Molecule: messenger RNA, 2630 nt
Organism: Triplophysa dalaica
Lineage: Eukaryota; Metazoa; Chordata; Actinopteri; Cypriniformes; Nemacheilidae
Gene: ednrab
Product: endothelin receptor type Ab
Exons: 8
Coding region: 182-1570 (462 amino acids)
Biological process (GO): enteric nervous system development; vasoconstriction; regulation of blood pressure
Cellular component (GO): membrane
Molecular function (GO): endothelin receptor activity
Source: RefSeq, a predicted model, not a curated record
GAUAAGUCUCUCUCUCGCUCACACACACACGUCUCUGCUGUAGAUUGACUCUGACAGAAGAGUUUUCUUCCGUUUGGGAUGUUUAGAAUCACUGAAGUCUGGUGAAGUCCACGAGAAGACAUUGUUAAUCAGCAGAAGAACUGCGCACAGGGAAACGUUUGACGCUUUGACUCUUUGAUCUAUGAUGUGGCCCUACGGCAUCGGUCAGGUCAUGCUGCUAAUGACCGCCGCAUCCUGCGUGCUGAUUGGUCAUGGAAACUGUCAGUCAAACUCAUCCAACACUCUUCCGCUCUCUAAAGAGCCACUCUCUGAUCACCGUGGCGACCCUGAAUCUCUUGCGCUCCCCUUGGAUACGGCAAGGUCAGCCGUCAUGACCUCUGACCCCAAAACUGUCUAUCAAGUUGCCCGUCUAUCCAGCAACAGGUCAGCGGUUGCGCGUCGGCCAUCUUUGCCCCCAGCGUGUCUGAGGCAGACUUACAUCGAGGGUUUGUUUAAAUAUGUGAACACGGUGCUAUCCUGCAUCAUCUUCGUGGUGGGGAUGGUGGGAAACGCAACACUGUUGAGAAUCAUUUACCUGAACAAGAGCAUGAGGAACGGGCCCAACGCUCUGAUCGCCAGCCUGGCACUGGGAGAUCUCAUAUAUAUCGCCAUCGAUAAACCCAUCAACGUGUAUAAGCUGCUGGCGAUGCGAUGGCCCUUUGAUGACAGUGUGUUUGGUCUCUUUCUGUGUAAACUCAUGCCAUUCAUACAGAAAGCUUCCGUCGGAAUAACAGUUCUGAAUCUGUGUGCUCUCAGUGUGGACAGGUAUCGCGCUGUGGCGUCCUGGAGUCGUGUGCAGGGUGUGGGUAUCCCAGCAUCCACUGCAGUGGAGAUUGUGUGCAUCUGGGGGUUUGCUGUGGUUCUGGCCGUUCCUGAGGCCAUCGGCUUUAAAAUGGUCAGUUUCGAGUACAACAACGUCACCCUACGAACCUGCAUGCUGAAACCAGAGACUCCGUUCAUGACCUUGUACAGGGACGUGAAGGUCUGGUGGUUGUUUGGUUUUUAUUUCUGCGUUCCUCUGGUGUGUACCGCCGUCUUCUACACACUCAUGACCUGUGAGAUGCUCAGCAACAGAAUGGGUGAUCUGAAGUUCUCUCUGAAUGAACACAUCAAACAGAGGCGUGAGGUGGCCAAAGCCGUGUUCUCUCUGGUCCUCAUCUUUGCUCUCUGCUGGUUUCCGCUUCAUCUGAGUCGCAUCCUGAAGAAAAUGGUUUAUUUUCAAUAUGAUGUCGGCCGCUGUGACCUACUAAACCUGUUUGUGUUGUUGUUUCUGUGUGUCAGUUUUCUGUUAGUGUUUGAUUAUUUGAGCAUAAAUCUGGCAACCAUCAACUCCUGCAUCAAUCCCAUAAUCCUCUACUUUGUCAGCAAGAAGUUCAAGAACUGUUUCAGGUCAUGUUUGUGUUGUUGCUGUUAUCCGGGCUCAUUGUUAAGCUCUGUCGUGCCUCUGAACGUAACCAGUUUCCAGUACAAGAACCCUGAUCAACACGGCUUAUCAGACCGGACCGCUCUACGCAAGGACAGUUACAACUAAACCCUCAAGGUCACAGUGUUCAUAACUGAAGUCUUUAACAAUGAGAUAAAAAAAACUGAUAUAACAUAAUUCAUGCUCAGUUAUUGCACAGUAAAAACUUUCAUUCACUUUACAAAAAUGACGGAUACAUCAGAGUUUUGAAGUGUAGCUUCCUAUUGAACCUUUAAAGUCACCAUGAAACAGAAGUUGCGAUUGACCCGUCUCGUGACGUGUAUCAGAGUGAAACGGUUUCUGACAUUUGAAAAAAAAAUGUAGGGCGAGGCUUUAUUUGCCUUUCCCUUUUUGAUUGGUUUACUGUAAGUCAGACCAGGAGGGAAUGGCUAAAAACGUCUGGCCACCGGACAGUGAGUGUAGUCUGACCUCUUUUUUGUUGCUGACGUCAUGUGAUGAAGAGUUGUUGUUGAGAGGAGGAGCUUCACCUUUUUCAUUAAAGGUUACAAUUGCAAAUGAAUUUUGAAAAAAUAAUGGUGUGCACGGAUCAAUCAUUUAUAAUAAUCAAUGCAACGCUGUGUAAAACACUUUGAAUCUUUCAUGGUGACUUUAAGACUUGAGCAAGUAAACACUGACUGUACGUGAACUGAAGCUGAAGUUUAAUACACAGUGAAAUAUCAUAUAUAUAUAUUAUCUUAACACAGGAAUUUAGUUGGUCAAUUUACUAGACACAGCAGGGCACUGAUUCCUUUUUGAUUUACACUGUAUGUGUUUGUGAACUUUUUAGAAUAAAAUAUUAAAAAAUAAUUAUAUAUUUAAAUUUGAAAAAGUAUUUUAAAAGCCCAUUUCAAGAAGUGUUAUCUUCAUCAUGAAUUGUUUUCUUUGUUUAGUGGGAGGCUGCUAGAUGUCAACAUAGGUUAACAAGUGAAACAAAAAACAAAAAAAACUUCACGCACCUUUAGAUAAAAGUGAAAUAUUUCACAUGACAUUUGAACACAUUCCCACAAAGUUCACAGUUCAUGCUGAAGUUGUUUUUGUUUAUUGUGGCCAGCAGCUGUUUUGUUGUACAGAAUGAAAUAAAUGUGCUUUCUGUUGUGGCAGUUGUAAAUAAAUGUUUGGUGUCUGUUUA